Molecule: messenger RNA, 751 nt
Organism: Nicotiana tabacum (common tobacco)
Lineage: Eukaryota; Viridiplantae; Streptophyta; Magnoliopsida; Solanales; Solanaceae
Product: casparian strip membrane protein 1-like
Source: RefSeq, a predicted model, not a curated record
AUGAAGGCAGGUGCAGUUGAACUUGGUCAUGCUUCCAAGGUUACACAAAGAGGGGUGAAUAGAGGAAUGUCUAUACUUGACUUAUUUCUAAGGAUAAUCGCCAUAAUUGCCACCUUAGGAAGUGCCAUUGCCAUGGGAACUACUAAUGAAACACUACCUUUUUUCACUCAGUUCGUUCGUUUCAGGGCCAAGUAUAGCGAUCUCCCCACGUUCACGUUCUUCGUGGUUGCAAAUGCAAUAGUAAGUGCAUAUCUGGUACUUUCUCUGGGGAUGUCCAUCUUCCAUAUCAUGAGGAGUCGAGCACAAGCUCGACUCCUCAUGUAUACUAUUUUUUGGGAAGUAGCAAUGAUGGCGCUAUUGACGGCGGGAGCAUCAGCAUCAGCAGCAAUAGUGUACUUAGCACACAAAGGAAAUACAAAGACAAACUGGUUUCCAAUCUGCCAACAAUACGACUCCUUUUGCCAUCGUACUUCUGGUUCCUUAGUCGGUUCCUUUAUUGGAAUUAUAUUCUUCAUACUCUUAGUCUUACUCUCUGCUCUCGCCCUUUCUCGUCGUUGAUUAAUUUAAUUUCUUCUUGCCCAGCUGUAUGUAUCACUUAGCUUGUGGGCUUUAAUGUGUGCUCGUCUCUAUGUUUUUCAAGAUUUGAGUUUACGUACCUUGUAUCUCUCAUGUUUAAGAUUGUUCCUUGUGUUUCUUGUUUUAUUUUCCACGUACUCCAUCGACCCCCAGGGAUAGGAUGUGCUUUCUGUGA